UGUGAAAGUGUAGAAUAAUUUUUAGAAGAACUAGUAGAAAUUGUUAAAAAAUUACAAUAUAAUAAAAACUAAUAAAUAAAAAAAGUGAAUAAAUAAUUUCGCCAACAUGUCUACCACAUUAUUUGAACAAUUGGAACGUCUGAAAGCACCACAGGCAGGAGCUUUCACAGAUUCCAAACGUAAAGCAUCCAUACUAUUCGAACCCAAGGAGGCAGCCAGCAAGGAUAGACGUACCAUUUACGAUUUGGGUAUCAAUGGUUUGCAGGAGUUAAUAGUGCUUAAUGCACAAUUUCAACAAUUCGAAGGAACACUGUUCGAUGAAAACACUUUGCACUUGGAAAGAGCGGUAGAGAACAAAAACAUUAAUGAGUUGUUGGAUAAAAAUAUAAAAAAGUUUUUGCAACAUUUAAGUCCUUAUUUCUUAUUGCGUCCGGCUCAUUUGUGUUUGGAAUGGCUGAUAAGACGUUUCCAAAUAAACGAUUACAAUCAGAAUGAGUUGAUGGCUUUGGUUUUGCCCUAUCACGAGACGAAUGCUUUUGUUAAAGUUAUACAAACAUUUAAACUGAAAGAGUCGGAGAAAGGCUGGUCGUGGUUAAAACCCUUGCAGAAACCAGGCAAACAUUUGGCCAAAACCGCCAUACUAAACAAAGCAGCCACUGACAAAGGUUUCUUUAACUUUAUCUGUACAAGUACUUUGGAGGCCAUUAAGGAAUUUGGUCCUCAUGCCCAUUUGCUGCAAACGCAACUCAAUUUUUACGGCUCUGUGGCAGUAGGCGCCUUGGAAGUAGCUAGUUCCAUACAAGAAUGGCAUAUAUCUACUUUAUUGCCUUCACUGCUUAAGGGUCUGUCUUCUGGGUGUAUAGAUUUUGUUUCAGCCGCCUAUAUAAUAUCAGCUCGCUUAGUGGCUCGUACACAGCUUACACCCAAAUUCUGUAAUGCCUUAAUAGCAAAAGUGUCUGCUGUUUCUUUUGAUCGUUUAAGACGUACUGCUGUUCUGCUUUUAAUAUGGGUCUUUGACAGCCAGCAGGCUGCUGCUCCUAAGUUCACCGAAGAAACUUUGCUUCAUUUGGUUCAGAAUAAUUGGCUGACAUCCAUUUUGUCUUCUUUGGCUCAAGAGAAUGUUAAUGUACAAGCUUUGAUUGUACCUCUUAUGGAGGACUGCAUUAAGGCUAUGCAAGAUCAACAUGCAAAUGCCAACGACUUUAAAACAUUUUUGGAAACCCUUCUCAAUGAUAUAGAGUUUCCAGUGUCUACGGCUCAAAACAUUAUAAGUUCCUUUUUGGAUUGCUACAUACCUGCGGCUGCUCCAGCUCCACCUUCAGUUAGUACUCUUAAUGAUGGUGAUAUUAUUGAAUUGGAUUCUGAAGAUGAUGAUGUGAAUAUGCCUUUAGCUGGCAAUGUUCAUUUUCAAUCUUGGUAUUCACAAUAUUUGCACAAAUUGGAAAAACAAUAUCCUACAGCCUUUGAUUUGACCAUUAAGGAUUCUUUGUCAAAUAAUGAAAAGCAAGUAUCAAUAAAUCGCAGGAAAGCUAUCAAAAUGGCAUUGGCAUAUCGCCUACAAUCUUUUGACUCCGGCUCCUGUGAUAUUUACGAAAGUCUUUACCAUCAUUCAGCUGCCAUACGUUUGGUAGCCAUUAAGACUAUACUUAAUAAUCUUAAAGAUUAUCAGAAAAGAAGCCAAAACCUUCAAUUGCUUAAGGAGUGUUUGGUUGAUCGCUUAUACGAUGAUAGCGAAGAAAUAGUUAAUGAAAUACUCAAACUAAAUACCGGGGAUAUAAUGAAUAUGAUAAGUUAUCAGAAAUUUGUUAAAGCUCUAAUUGCUAUUUUAUUUAAGAUACAAUUAAAACCGGCACAAUGGUCACGAUUGAGUGUUAAUGUUGUGAGACAUUUAACUUCCCUUGAAGUUAUAGAGCAGUACGAUAAUAACUUGAUACUCAUGGCCCUGAUGUCUUUAUUGUUUCCUAUGGAAGGUGAAGGUGUAACAGCAGAAGCUAUUAUAGAAAUCGUUAAUAGUCCUUUGGCUGAAAGAAUACGAUUUUUACAGGACUUGCAUGUGGAUCCUGUAAACUUCCAUGUAAAUGAAUUUAAAAAACAUUUUCUAGAUGUUAUAGCUGCAGCCAAGGAUACACCCACAGCGGUGGAAUUAUUUGAUUGUGUGGCUUCACAGGGCGAAGCGUAUUUCAAACAUGGCAUGCAGUUUUAUCAUUUCAUACUCUUGGUCACAGCAUAUAUGAAACAACGUUACUCGGCCAAACAAAGUCUACAAAUGUUUAAGCAAAUUUCUGUUUACUGCAAAAAAUUCCAAAUAAAAUCUGUGGCUAAAUGGGAUACUUACAUGAAAUUGAAAUAUAUACCUUUGCCACUCUUCUGUGACUUUUUGAUGACUUUGACUUUACACACCAAUUUCCAAGAUUUACUAAAACAAUCCUGGGAUCAACCGGACGCCUUGGAAUUGCAGUACUUCCUUAGUGUUUUCCAAUAUGUGUCCAACGAAUGCUUUAGACGUAAAAAUAAUGAAGCUGAACAAUUGGAAUGGUCUAAAAUACUAAAGGAGUUAUUUGAUACAGUUUUCCAAGAUGCCUUUAGCAAGGUGGGCUUUUUAGUGAAUUUCUAUGUUUAUGAAAAUGUGGCCUCCAUAAGUGACUAUAAGGUUUUGCGCCUGAGAGCCUUUAAAUUGAUGCAGAUUUUAUUGCAAAAAAAUAACACACAUAAAAUAAAAUUGUCCACGAUGCAUAUUUUAAAAAUCUGCAUUGCUUUGUCCAGCAAUUCACAAACAAUGCGUUUAGAAGCUUUGGAAACUUUAAAAUUGAUUUACAAUGAUGAGCAUGCCUUGUCAGACUUAAACAAAAAGUUUGUUAAAUCUGUUUUAGAGCGCUCUGAAGAAAUAACAAUGGACCACGAACAGUUUCCCUUGGUUGUGUAUGCUAUUUCGAAAAGUGGUAAAGCGUCAAGGAGUAACACAGUUUUGCAGGAUUUAAUACAGUUACUAAAGAAGGAUAAACUGUUGGAACAGGCUGUAUUAUGUCAAAAAUUACUUGAAUUUUUGAUACUGUUCAAUGACGCGGAUAUAUUGGCCCAACUUAUACCUCUGGCCAUGAGAGCUUUGGAAAUGUAUAGUAUUGAUGGUUCCAUAAAAUUGUUGCCGGAACCUUUUAGUAACAUUUUUAAACUAAUAGCUGAUCAUUUCACUUCUCAGACCAUGGAAACUAUUUUAAUGGAUGAACCUAAAGCCUGGCAGUUGAUUGAAAGUAUCUUCCAAAAUCAUAUGUUGUUCAUGGUAGUUGAGGGCAACUUGAAGCCAGUACCCUGUGUUUUCUUGGAGUGUCUAGAUGAGUAUGCUUUGGAGAAGAUGCCGAGCAAGUAUAAACAAGAUUUCCUCAUGUUGCUCAUUAAAACUUUGGCAGAAGCAGAAAAUGAUGCAAUUUUCCAGGCCGCCAAUAAGUUAUUGAAAAAAUGCUCUUUGGAUUGCACACACUUGAAGGAAUUGAUUGUCUCCAUGUACAAGACCAAGGAGGAUAAACAAAAGUCUCCCAGCAUCAGAAAAUCUUUGGCCAAACGUGAUUCUACCAAACCUAUAGAGGUGCAAACGAAUGCUCUCAACUGGAAACAGGGUGUGGUGUUAAUGGAAUUGUUGGAAAAUAAAAAGAAACUAGAACAUACCGACUGUUUGAUACCCUCACUAUUCGAGCUAUUAAAUUGUUGUCUGUCCGUGGAGGAACAAACCACUGUGGAGUACACCAAACAGUUGGUUUUAUCGGCCAUUUUGCACAGCUGUCAAAAGGCCUCAGAAGAUGGUUGUAAUCUACAGACGGCUUUGCCCAAAACCACAUUCCGCAUGGAUCAAGUGGUGCAAUGUUUGCGUGCUUCACAAAAUCCUCAAACCCAUCACAAUGCUUUGUUGUUACUCUCCCAUUGUGCAGCUCUGUUUCCCCAACAAGUCUUGCACAAUAUUGUGGAUAUCUUUACGUUUAUGGGUUCAUCGGUGGUGAGACAUGAUGAUGCCUUUAGUUUUCACAUCAUCAAUGAUAUUAUAGUGUCCAUAGUACCAAUAUUAGUUAAGGAAAAGUCUGCCGUUAUACCCGUGCUCAAAGUAUUUUCCGAUAUUAUGUUGGAUGUGCCAGAACAUAGGCGACUACCGCUCUACACCAAACUUAUAGAGACCCUGGGAUCUGAGGAAUAUCUGUGGAUGUUUUUGUGUGUUGUAUUUGAGGCGCAUGUCAUAGAUGAUGAAAAGCAAAGACUGAUACAAAAGAAACCCAACAAAUCCAAAUCCUUUGCAGCAGAUCAAAUGGCAAAACGCAUAGAAAUUGUCUUGGAGUUGACCAACACCUUUAAGCCUCAAACUAUUAUAGGAACCUGUAUACAACUUAUGAAAUACACCGAACAAUUGCCCAUGCAAAAGGAAGACAACACCAAUACCCGUAAAUCUCUAAGCAAUUUGGACAAUCUGGAAGCCUAUUUGUUCGACAUAAACACUCGUUCCGCCAAACAAUUGCGUCAUUACAAAUAUGUUAUCAUGCAAUUCUUGUCGGCCAUUACUUCCGCCAAUGAAUUCUUACGCCAAAUUGCUUUACUCACCGAUGACGAUAUUCUCAUCAUGAAACCUUUCUAUCAAAACUUCAUCAUCCGAAUUCUCUCGUUUGUUCCGUUGGUUACAGCCACCAUCGAGAAAUCCGAAGACACCUCCCAACAAAAGUUUUGGAAAGUUAUUUUGCAUCACUUGCACGAUGUUCUGGAUAAUGCUAUAUCCCUACUCUCAGCUGAAAUGUUUUUGGUGGUGGUAAAUGGUCUGUUGCAACAUCAAUUGCUUAGUAUACGCAAAAAGGUCAUUGAAUUAUUGAUCAGUAAACUGCAGCAGAAAGACACCAACUUUUUGGCCUGUGACGCUAAACACUUCCAUAAUCUUCUUAAACCAUUGGCUGAUAUGGUUUCCGGCAUAUUGACUAAAGAUGAAACGGUAGAGGCCUCACAACAAAAUGAAUUGGUGUUCUUGCAACAGACCGCUUUGAUCGCCAUAAAACUGUUGUCUAAACAUUUCGCCCUCAUAUAUAUUGCUGAAUUUAAGGACAUUCUGGGCAAUCUUACCAAAAUCACCAAAAAUCGUUCUUCUAUUUCGAAAAUUGUUUUGGCUACAGUCGUAUUGUGCAUGAUAGAGAUUUCGUCGAAUUUGAAGGUCCAUUCUUUGGCUCAUUUGCCCAAGUUUAUGCCACAAAUGAUUGAAAUUCUGCAAGAUCAAGCUGAAUUGGUGCGUUCUCAUCCACCAGAUAAUGUGUGCAUAGCAAUUGUUACAGGCAUGCAGAAACUUUUCGAAACCUUGCCUCUCUUUUUGGGACCCUACAUUGUGGACAUUAUCACCGCCUUAAGUUCCAUUGGCACCCGUAUAACAGCCCAAAACAAUGAGAAAGAUCAAAGAUCUAUUAACACUUUACAAAAGAUAAACACAAUCUGGUCGAAAAUCGCCACUGAGGUACCAGUACGUAUUUUAGUGCCCAGCUGUGAAAAGGCAUACAAUAAACUAAUGACCAGCAAAAAUUAUGCCGACAUUACUGUUUUAAUGAAACUGUUACACCAGUCCUUAACCAACGCCAACAAUAAUGACUUGGCCAAUGUACGCAUUGAACUGACUGAUCUGUUUAUGGAAGCUCUUGAGUUCCGCGUACAAUUGAAGAAUUCCAAAUUGGAAAUGGAAAGUAUAAAUACCAUAGAAGCUGCCAUAAUUGACGCUUUUGCAGCCUGGGUGUUGAAACUUUCGGAAAGUUCGUUCAGACCUCUAUACCACAAACUAUACACUUGGGCUUUGCAGGGCAGCCAACAGAAGGAAAACAUUUUAACUUAUUUCCUAUUGACCAACAAAAUUGCUGAAUCCCUUAAAUCCUUGUUUGUGCUAUUCGCUGGUGAUUUCAUAGAAGAUACUGCCCGUCUGCUCAAUGAAUCGAAUGCUAAUAAAAUUGAUAUAGAACCCGAAACAGAAUAUCUUACCACAGAACUGCUAAAGGCUGUUUUAAGUACUUUGUUUAAUAUAUUCCUGCAUGACAGCAAAGAGUUCAUUAAUACCCAACGUUUUGAAUAUUUAAUGCCAGCCAUUGUUGAUCAAUUGGAAAAUCGUUUGGUCUUAGAGCAAGAUUCGCUGCAAAAAAUCCUAAGCGACUGUAUUGCUCAAUUGGCAGUGGAUGUUUGCAAUGAUGUUAUGUGGAAACAGUUGAAUUAUCAGGUGCUUUUAAAGACACGCACCAGUGUACCAGAGGUACGUAUUUUCGCCUUCAAUUGCUGUGUGGAAAUUGCACGUAAAUUGGGUGAUGAUUUUACACCUUUAUUACCCGAAACUGUACCCUUCAUUGCUGAGCUGUUUGAAGAUGAAAAUCCUCGAGUUGAGAAGAACACCAGGAAAUCAGUGCAAGAAUUGGAGGUUAUUUUAGGAGAAUCAUUACAAAAGUAUUUGUAAUUAUGUUUGAAAAGAAAAAAAAAGUAUAACAAUGAAUUGUUGCAAUUCGGAAUUUAAUGUAAAAUAGAUUAUGUAUUUUAAAUGAAUAAAAAAAGAAAAUUAAACAAAAAGUAGCAAAAA
Molecule: messenger RNA, 6562 nt
Organism: Calliphora vicina (urban bluebottle blowfly)
Lineage: Eukaryota; Metazoa; Arthropoda; Insecta; Diptera; Calliphoridae
Product: HEAT repeat containing 1 homolog l(2)k09022
Exons: 4
Coding region: 107-6442 (2111 amino acids)
Biological process (GO): maturation of SSU-rRNA from tricistronic rRNA transcript (SSU-rRNA, 5.8S rRNA, LSU-rRNA); positive regulation of transcription by RNA polymerase I
Cellular component (GO): 90S preribosome; small-subunit processome; t-UTP complex
Molecular function (GO): snoRNA binding
Source: RefSeq, a predicted model, not a curated record